Molecule: messenger RNA, 4344 nt
Organism: Conger conger (European conger)
Lineage: Eukaryota; Metazoa; Chordata; Actinopteri; Anguilliformes; Congridae
Product: cytochrome b5 reductase 4
Exons: 16
Coding region: 474-2084 (536 amino acids)
Biological process (GO): superoxide metabolic process; generation of precursor metabolites and energy
Cellular component (GO): endoplasmic reticulum
Molecular function (GO): oxidoreductase activity; heme binding
Source: RefSeq, a predicted model, not a curated record
CGUAAGAAAAGUGACAUAACGUUAACUCCAACUCGGAGGGGUCCACCGGUCAAGAAAGUCUUUAAAUAACAAGCAGUCUCGUUGUCUCUGUCUGUCGACUCAUUUAGAUAAAUCAUGAAUUCGUCAUAAGCCGAAAUCCCUAAUUAUGGAACUUGAAGCUAGUUGAGUCAGUUAGCUACGGGAUAGCUAGCUAGCUCGUUAACUGACAACUACCACCAUUCACGCGGUUUGGUAAUAUUCUUUUUUAAUUUUCUUUUUUUGCUAACCAACUAUAGCUGUAUUGCUUUUCGUGUUUUUAUUAGCUUGGCAACAAGCGACAUUUCGUAGCGAUGUCCCAUUUCCACUACGGACACGGACGGUUGCCACAUUUCACACAUCGGUAUUUGAACCAGUAGUGUGUGUGAGAGUUCCAUCAAUUCAAAACUUGUCGUUUAGGUUUUCUCAGAAAUUGGUGGUGUGUCAGGAAAAUCAAGAUGCUGAACGUCCCAUCGCAGUCGUUUCCUGCUCCCAGUUCGCAGCAGCGAGUGGCUCCGUCAGGGAGAAACAAAGUGUCACUGAAGCCAGGCCGCAGUCUGAUGGACUGGAUCCGCUUCAGCAAGAGCGGGAGAGACCUGACCGGGCUCAGGGGGCGGCUGAUCGAGGUCACGGAGGAGGAGCUAAGAAAACACAACACGCCGGCGGACUGCUGGACCUGCAUACGAGGCAUGGUGUAUAAUGUCAGCCCCUAUAUGGAGUAUCACCCUGGGGGUGAAGAUGAGCUCAUGAGGGCAGCUGGUACGGAUGGAACCGACCUGUUUGAUCAGGUCCACCGCUGGGUGAACUAUGAGUCCAUGCUCAAGGAGUGUCUGGUGGGGAGAAUGGCUGUCAAGGCCAGCACUUCUAUUAAAGCUCAGUUAAGUACUGACAAGCAGACCAGUCCUGUGAAUGGUCUACCCCCUGCUUUCCCCACCCUGGUCCUGAAGCCACCUUCCUCAGCAGCCCUGCCCAAGCCUCUGCCCCCGCCCACACCCAAAGACACCCGGCCCAGGUUCGACUGGUUCCAAACUGAGGCAAUGGUCAAUGUAGUGGUGUACACCAAACGGAAGAUCCCCAAUUCGGGCUGUGCAGUCGUUGACCUGCAGGGCGGCACUCUUCGGGUGGAGGUGGUCCUUGGAAAGCUUUCCUACCUUCUUCACCUCCGAUUAUCACAGGAAGUGGAAGAAUGUAUUGCCAUGCAGACGAUGAGCACGGUGGGCAAGGUGCAGGUGAGCCUACGGAAAGCCACCAGGGCCAAGUGGGACAGGCUGGGCGAGCCUCUGCAGUCCCAUGAUUCCUUUCUGCGGAGGAAAGAUCGGGGGGUCUUCUACAGGGAGUGCACACUGGCGUCUAAAAUGGACGUCACACACGACACUCGGCUGUUCGGCUUGCGGCUGCCCCAUGGGACGCACAUGCAGGUGCCGGUAGGAAGGCACGUCUACCUCAGGGCUCCCAUCCAAGGCAGCGAGGUUGUGAAGCCCUACACUCCAGUGGACAGCACACUGAUGUCCCAGUCCCUGGCCAGCACAGAGCGAGAGCACGCCAACGUCUUCCUCAUGAUAAAGAUCUACCCUGACGGAGCUCUCACGCCUCACCUCGACGCCCUGAACAUCGGUGAUUCUCUGUCCAUCAGUGGUCCGGAGGGUCCCUUCACUUCUCGGCUCCUGUGUGAGGUGACUCACCUGUUUCUGCUGGCAGCUGGCACUGGCUUCACCCCCAUGGCCAGACUCAUUCGACUAUCCUUGCUGGACCUGGCUCCUCUCCGAAAAGCCAAACUGCUGUUUUUCAACCGGAAAGAGAGGGACAUCCUAUGGCGCUCUGAGUUGGACACACUGGCAGGUCGAGAGGAGAGGUUUGAGGUGGAGUACGUCCUCUCGGAGCCAUCUGACGGGUGGAGUGGGCAUCGAGGCCGGAUCGAGGCGACUAUGCUGUCAGACUUCCUUAGCAGUCCAGAGGGAUCCAAGCGUCUGGUGUGUGUUUGUGGGCCCGCUGCCUUCACAGUGCUGGCACAGGGGAUGGUGUGUGAGCUCGGCUUCAGUGAAGAGGAGAUCCACGCUUUUCAAGGAUGAGCCAGGACCUCACACCGCAGAAACCUCAGAUCCUUGACACCCAGAGGACCUCUUUGUGCGUGUGUGUACACAUUAUGCAGAUGUGUAUGUAUGUGCACACGGUUGUGAAUGUAUUUUUUACAUGCGUGCUUGAUCAGUUGUGUGUGUGUGCAUGCAAACCCUCUCACUAUGCACUGUGAACAUCAGUGUACUCUUCCAGGAGAGAGAGAGUGAUAGAGAGAUAGAGAGGGAAAGAGAACGAACAGAGAAGUAUUAGUUCACUACAUACAUUUAUAUACACUCAGGUAAAUUUUAUUGAAGUUGCAAGUCGGGACACCAUCCAUCAGCUGAGUGUGCUAGCCUGCUGUCACUUCCAAAGUGCAGGGACCAUCUACAGUAUGUACAAUCAGUGUAUGAACUUCAGCUUUAUUAAUUUAGUUAUUCAGCAAAUCUCUCUCCUAUCCUUACUCUGUUAAGCAAUGCGUGUCACUGAAGUGCUGCUGAGGUCAUUAGUUGGCAGUAUGUUGUCGGCUUAUAAAUGUAUUUUGACUAAGAAGGUACAAAAAUUACAAUGCAUCCUAAGAAGUGUCUAGCAGAAACAACGGUUUUUAACAGUUUUUGCUUUUCCAACAAUAUGUGGAGGCUUGCAAAGAAUUUCAAUUUGCCAUUUAGUUUAAUUUAUCGUUCAUCGGUACACAGAACGGACCUGCACUUUCCAGAAACGGAGCACUCUCUGAGAGAGCGCGGUCAAGGGCACAUAACAGGGCUGUGCUCCAAGACUGUGCUUUCUGUGCAUAUUCAGAGCACUCACCAGUUUAAAAUGCCCUCGAUUGAUUAAAGGCUGAUUGAGUAAAGGCUUGUAAAUCUGGCCUGAAAUUUGUUUCUGAAUGCCUGCCCCCCCUUUGAAAGGGCCUUAAAUGGUAUCCUUGAAUUCAGGGAGUGCUACUUGAGCAGCCGUAGACUUCAAUGUCAUCAAAGAGGCACACCUGCCCAAAGUCAUUUUUAUUGAGGUUUUUUAAGCUUUAAAGCUUCUGUGAACCCCGCAAAUCUUGAGACUCCUAACAUUAACCCAAAAAACUGGCCCUUUUUCACGUCGCCACGUGCGGUACACGGGCACAGAGCUUGCUGUCAUAUCAUUGGAUGGAUCUCCUGCUGUGUGGCACAUAACUGGACUGAUGAAAGGAUGAGAAAUACAGAACACAGAUGAAUUUCAGUGUCACUGCUGGUAUUUAAAGGUGUAAUAAUAUAGAGGAGCCUUCAUGUCUGUAAUUGUUCAUUAUAACUUUUGAAACCAAUAAAAUACCAGAAAAUGAUCAUGGUCAAAUGCAGGGCUUAUAUAUGAUUAUUAAAUAUUUUGUUAUCACAUGUUUAUAAAAGAGAUGUUGGUAUCAUGUAGCCUUUGUGGGGUGCUGCUCGUAAGGAGUACUGUGCAAGUCAACGGUUAUUUAUUUGUUUUAUUUUUUUGUAGUUGACUUGCAGGAGUAUAUUGUGAAAAUUUGAGUUGUUGCUCUCACUUUUAUCUUUUUACUAGGAUGUGAGCUGUUUGUACAGGAGAGCUUUCACUGUAUUUUCACUGUAGCCAAGCCCCAGAAACAAUUUGUGUCAACAUUGAAAAUAUGGGCAAAAUAGAUGGCCAAAAUAUGAGCGUUGAGACAGCUCUAUUCGAUGUAGAUUUUUCUUCAUUUUAACUGAAGACUGAAAGACAGUAAUGUAACAGAAACAGAAGGAAAUGAGUAAAAUAUUUGUAUUGCUGCCACUGAAUAACAGAAGCACUUGUCACUGGUUUACAAAGCAACUGAAACAGCUUUGUAAUAUUGCACAGCCAUUGUCAUUACUUGUAGAGCUCUGCAUCAAAAGGAAACAGGAUAUUGAUAGCCUUCGGUCUACAAAUUGAACGUUAAUAAAGUUACGCAUGUGUGAGAUAAUUCUUUGGUUAAAAUAACUGUUAAUUUCCAUCUGUCAACUACUGCCAUUUUUAAACCUGGUGCUUUGUUUUGAAUGCAGAAGAGAUUGCAUGUGGUUGAACAGCGCUUUGGAUCAGCAGUAUGGGGAAAUUAUUUGUAAAAAGAGGCCACAGGCCUAGAGUUGCUGUUAAGUGGUAUUUUUUUACUGAAAUUACUUCAGUACAUGUGCUGUUGUAGAAAAGUUGAUCGUGUGAAAUGUAUGCAAUGCAAAUUUGCCUUGAAUAAUGGUGUGUCUGCUAAUAAAUACUGGAGUCAAAUGUUGGUAUUUUAUCAAGUUAGUGUCUUUUGUAAUAAAUAAUUAAUAAUAAUCUAUCAAA